CAAACCCAGGAAAGGGGAAAGCGGGAGUCCACCGGAGAGCACCGCAAUAGUCUGCCCUGCCCCGCGCCGGAGCAGGUACUGGAGCAGCUGCUCCCAGAGCUCACUGGGCUUCUCAGCCUCCUGGACAAUGAGGACCUCAGUGACAGCACCCUGGAGAAGAAAAUGGUAGUGGCCUCCAUCCUGCAGAGCCUGCAGCCCCUCCCAGCAAAGGAAGUCUCCUACCUGUACGUGAACACUGCAGACCUCCACUCCGGGCCCAGCUUCGUGGAGUCCCUCUUUGAAGAGUUUGACUGUGACCUGAGUGACCUCCAGGACAUGCCAGAGGAUGACGGGGAGCCCAGCAGGGGACGGAGCCCUGAACCAGCGAAGAGCCCCUCUCCAGGAAGUGCAGCCAACCCGCCUCCGCCGCUGCCCAACAAGCCGCCCCCGGAGGACUACUACGAGGAGGCCCUUCCUCUGGGACCUGGCAAGUCCCCUGAGUAUAUCAGCUCCCACAAUGGCAGCAGCCCAGCCCAUUCGAUUGUGGACGGCUACUAUGAGGACGCAGACAGCAGCUACCCUACCACCAGGAUGAACGGCGAGCUGAAACACUCCUACAAUGACUCUGACGCGAUGAGCAGCUCCUACGAGUCCUACGAUGAGGAGGAGGAAGACGGCAAGGGCCCACAGCCCAGGCACCAGUGGCCCUCGGAGGAGGCCUCUAUGCACCUGGUGAAGGACUGCAGGAUAUGUGCCUUCCUGCUGCGGAAAAAGCGCUUUGGGCAGUGGGCCAAGCAGCUGACGGUCAUCAAGGAGGACCAGCUGCUGUGUUACAAAAGCUCCAAGGACCAGCAGCCACAUCUGAGGCUGGCGCUGGAUAUCUGCAGUGUUGUCUAUGUGCCCAAGGACAGCAGACAUAAGAGGCACGAGCUGCGCUUCUCCCAGGGGGCCACUGAGGUCUUGGUGCUGGCCCUGCAGAGCCGGGAGCAGGCUGAAGAGUGGCUUAAGAUCAUCCGUGAGGUCAGCAAGCCCAUCUCGGGAGUGGACGGAGUGGAGGCCCCCAGGUCCCCAGUCCUCCUGUGCAAGCUGGACUUGGACAAGAAGCUGUCCCAAGAGAAGCAGACCUCAGACUCUGACAGCCUAGGUAUGGGCGACAACGGUUCCAGCCUCAGCCGCAGAGAAGCCUGCGAACAAGGCAGAGGGAAAAAGAGCAGCUUGGCAGAGCUAAAGGGCUCCAUGAGCCGGGCCGCAGGCCGCAAGAUCACCCGAAUCAUCAGCUUCUCCAAGAAAAAGGCCCUGGCUGAGGACCUGCAGAUGUCCUCCGCUGAGGAGGGGGUACCAUGCUGUGGCUACCUGAACGUGCUGGUGAACCAGGGCUGGAAAGAGCGCUGGUGCCGCCUCAAGUGUGGCACUCUGUACUUCCACAAGGACCGCGCCGACCUGCACACCCACAUGAAUGCCAUCGCCCUCCAAGGCUGCGAGGUGGCCCCUGGCUUUGGGCCCAGGCACCCGUUUGCCUUCAGGAUCCUGCGCAACCGGCAGGAAGUGGCCAUUCUGGAGGCGAGCUGCUCAGAGGACAUGGGUCGCUGGCUUGGGCUGCUGCUGGUGGAAAUGGGCUCCAGAGUCACCCCAGAGGCGCUGCACUAUGACUACGUGGACGUGGAGACCUUAACCAGCAUCGUGACUGCCGGGCGCAACUCGUUCCUAUUCGCAAGGUCCUGCCAGGAUCAGUGGCCUGAGCCCCGUGUCUAUGACGAUGUCCCUUACGAAAAGAUGCAGGACGAGGAGCCCCAGCGCCCCACUGGGGCCCAGGUGAAGCGCCACGCCUCCUCCUGCAGUGAGAAGUCCCAUCGAGCGGACCCACAGGUCAAAGUCAAGCGCCACGCCUCCAGUGCCAAUCAGUACAAGUAUGGCAAGAACCGAGCUGAAGAGGAUGCCCGGAGGUACCUGGUAGAAAAAGAGAAGCUGGAGAAAGAGAAAGAAACUAUUCGGACAGAGCUGAUGGCCUUGCGACAGGAAAAGAGAGAGCUAAAGGAAGCCAUUCGGAGCAGCCCAGGAGCAAAGCCGCCGUCUUUGGAGGAGGCUGUGGCCGCCCUGGAAGCACAGUGUCGACAGCGGGAGGAGCGCAGGAUCGACCUGGAGCUGCGGCUCGUGGCUGUGAAAGAGCGCUUGCGGCAGUCCCUGGCGGGGGGCCCGGCCCUGGGGCUCUCCGUGAGCAGCCAGAGCAGGAGUCCGGAAACUACAAAUAAACCCCAAAACAGUGUCACAGAGCAAUCUCUCCCUGUCAAUUGUGUUUCUGAGCUACGGAAGAGGAGCCCAUCCAUUGUAACCUCCAACCAAGGAAGGGUGCUGCAAAAAGCCAAGGAAUGGGAAAUGAAGAAGACCUAGAAAGAGGAUGAAGAUUUCAUUCCAAAGGAAAUAAUCAGUGUUGUCCACCUAAGGCAGAAAUGCUUUCUUCCCAAAGAGACACCAGGAGAAGACUGGAAGUAGCCCCAACUCUCUGGCACACCCAGAAAACUGGCCUUUAUUGUCUGUUUGAUUUUAGGGGCCUGGGGAGGGAGGACACAAAGGAAAGAGAGAAAUGGAGGGCAUCCUUCUGACUUUACAAUGGGUAGAAAUGGGGGUGGAGGGGACGGAAGUCUGUACAACCUUAAAGGUUCUGUUUGCUAUCUUUGCCUUCCCUUCUGAAGAAGAAAUGAAAGCACAUGUGAAUAAGCCAUUCAACCCACCUCAGCCUCCCAUUCCCAGUCCUUAAGGGAAAGGAGGGCAAUGCUGGAACAUCAGUGUUGAGGUGUAAAGAGAUAGGACUUGAUGAUCUCAUCUGGUCACGCUUGUGCCAACCGCAUUCCAGUGGGCAGAGCAAACAGGCUGCAACGUCAGGAACAUGAUCCCUGCCUGCACAGAAGUGAGUGAGAGCCAUCAUGAACACGCAGUCCUGCCAUCACGCCUCAGCUGCUUUUCAUCUAAGCAGAACGCAGCUACCGAAACUUCUGGAUUUCAAUAUUUUGAAAUUAAGUACCUGAGUACCCAGGGGCCAAAGAGAGUUGAUGAACUGAUGUAUUUUAAACUCACAGUGAUAGGAACAUGGAGUUCUAAUGUCCACAGCAUGUGAAGGCACUGGACAGUAGGGUCAUUUGCUGCCAAGCUGAGUCCUUUAUUUUAUAUGGCAUUGACUUUCCUGGAGCUAUAGUUAGAACUAUGUCAUUAUCCUAAUGAAGUUCUUCUGUAACACUGGGAAGCCUAUCACCCUGCCCUCCUCUGUCUGCUAUAAAGCAAAACUAUCCAGACAACCACUGGAUGGUGGCCUUUGCAGCCACAUAGGUGCGAAGCCUUUUACAAACACUUGAUACUUUUAUAGGCAGUGCAGGGACUUCAAGUCCUAAGCAGCCUCUUUUAUGCCACUCACUACUGUCUCACACUCCAGGCAUUUUAUGGGUCUGUCUUUAACAUGUUUCUCUCCAAUAAAGAUAAAACUAUCAACUCUUAAGAGCUCAGCAGGUAGCUCAAGUGGGGGAGAAGGGAAGUCCCAAAAGAAGCUGUGGACAUUUUGUCAGAUGCUUCACACGUUUUACCAUACUAAACCAGAAGUUUAACAUACUUAAGCCUAACUUAAACUCUACCACCCUCUGAAGUAGCUGGAAGGGAGAGCAGGAAAAAUAACCUGACCGAAACCCCCUAGCUGCUUACGGCAGGCAGAGCACAUAAUUUAGGGGUUAUGAUCCAAAGAGCCCUGGGUUUGAAUGCUGCCUUUCCUAUCUACCUGCUGGGUAGCCUUAGGAGAAUCACUUGACCUGAUUUUUGCUUUCCUUACCUCCAACUGAUAGGGGGAUUUAGUGAGAUAAUACAUGAGAAGCAUCUUGUGUGACAUCAGACAGGAAACAAGUCAGUAAUGGCUACAUAAAUGUCAAACUCAAAAGUCUGUGUUCUUUCUACUGAGAAGAAAUGACUUUUGUAUGGCAAUUACAGGCAUCAAAAGGCAACCAAUCCAAGCCAGGCGUGCCUGUAAUCCUAGCACUCUGGAGGCUGAGGCAGGAGGCCUGGAAGUUCAAGAGCAGCCUGGACUACAGAGCAAGAACCUAUGUCAAAAAAAAAAAAAAAAUCCAAACUCAUUUUCAUCCAAAUUCCAUUUCAGUAUCUCCAGUAACAAAAGAGCUCACAUACUCUGGAUUGCCAAUUUUCUUUUUUAAGAAUACACUAAAUGGCACCCACCAGAAUAUACUCAGUAUCUGUCACAUUUUUAUGCAGUUAUUUUGAGGUUAAAUGUCUUCUUUCCACCAAUAUAUCUGGUUUCAAGAGGAGAGCCCUUAAAUCAUUAAUAACAUGUAUUGAGUACUUAACCACACUUCGGGCAUUGUUAGCUAAAACUAAGCCCUAAGCGCACAGUGUAUGUAGUCACACAGGGUCCCAUACCCAGAAGGUCCUGAUUCUGUAUUGCCUUCAUAAUUUUUCCCCUUAAUUUUUGAACAAAUGCUCCUGUGGUUUCCUUUUGUGCCUUAAAUGACAUAGCUAGUCAUGACAGUAAUCCGUUUCCCAGACAUUAUUCCUUUAGCUAUCAUUAAAAUCCUUUGAGAAAUGGGUUAUCCCAAUUUUUGCAGUUCACUCUGAUCCUAGAUCCCUCCUGACUCCAAAGCUCUAUUUUAUCCACGUAUCUCCCUCCUGUUGCACUGUAGCAUUCAGGAGUGGCAUUUAAUAUAUAGAUGCACCAUGGCUGCAUGUAUGCAGCACACUUGGUAUAAGUUGGCAACUAAAAGAAAUGUAAGCAAAAUAGCUAAAACAAGUGCCAAUUCUUAUUUGUACUUGUUAAAAUGCCUUGUUUGGUUGUGGGUUUUUUGUUUUGUUUUGUUGCAUUUUUCGAAACUAUAGGCCACGGGGCUGAGGAGAGUUUAAAGCUCCAGGUUUCUCAACACUAGCAAGUGUUUGGUCUGUUAGAACCCUCGAGUUACUGGGUACUCAUCAAUCACCCUGAGCCUGUUUUCUCAUACAUAAAAAGGAUUCAUAAAUUCUUCCUAAACUAUGUUGCUUUUCUUCUAAGAUGUUUUAAAAACAAAAACAAGACGUUGGUUAUAACAUUUGUGACCUGGGCUUUGGAUGAGAUAUAAAAGUGCAAAAUACUCCAGCCCUGCACUUAGAAUUCAGGGUCAAGCAGGAGAGAAAAUGACCCAAAUUGCUAGUAGACGCAAAGCGCACUUUGAAGAUUCAGAGUACUGAAGGUGCAUGCCCCAUUCCUUUUUUAUUUUGUUUAACGUUAAGGGUUACCCAGUAAUGCUAAGGCAGAACAUCUCUUUUGCCUGGGCUAUUAUUGGCAAAGCUUGUCUCCCCUACCUCUUUUCAUACACCCUGCAGUCUCCCUCGGAUAACAAAGUGACUCUUAAAACAUGUAAAGGUUUUGACACGUUCUCAUUGUAAUCAGAAUAAGACUAAGGUUCAUCCAACAGAUGGGGGGGUAAGUGUUGAGAACGUAAAGAAGUGACCAUUGCGAAUGAACAAAAAAUACAGUCUUUCUGCCCCGAUAGGACUUUUAUUUUUGUCAAAAAUGGGGAUAUUACACAUCAUUUUUUUUUAAAUCAAAAAAUGCAUUGGCGUAAAAACGAAGAAAAAUGGGGGAAAGAGCGUGUAGGCUGCAAUUAUUUUCAUCGUUCACGUGAUCUGGUCCUGUCCAGCUCAUUACCACAACACUAUGACCCUCACUUUUAUAAACACCGGUUA
This is a messenger RNA of Fukomys damarensis (Damara mole-rat), 5685 nucleotides long. It is a transcript of the gene Afap1l1, whose product is annotated as actin filament associated protein 1 like 1. Gene Ontology annotation, cellular component: cytosol. The transcript is spliced from 19 exons. NCBI's taxonomy places the organism in Eukaryota, Metazoa, Chordata, Mammalia, Rodentia, Bathyergidae. Gene Ontology annotation, molecular function: SH3 domain binding. The record is from RefSeq and is a predicted model, not a curated record. The annotation marks the transcript as partial.